Messenger RNA from Sapajus apella (tufted capuchin), 2132 nucleotides. RefSeq names its product WD repeat domain 45B (gene WDR45B). NCBI's taxonomy places the organism in Eukaryota, Metazoa, Chordata, Mammalia, Primates, Cebidae. Gene Ontology annotation, molecular function: protein binding; phosphatidylinositol-3-phosphate binding; phosphatidylinositol-3,5-bisphosphate binding. The coding region runs from base 63 to 923 and encodes 286 amino acids. Gene Ontology annotation, biological process: protein lipidation; autophagy of mitochondrion; nucleophagy. The record is from RefSeq and is a predicted model, not a curated record. The transcript has 8 exons. Gene Ontology annotation, cellular component: cytosol; extrinsic component of membrane; phagophore assembly site membrane.
ACAUUUGUCUUUUUAAAACUAUCAUUUCAGAAUUUCUAGAAGGAGGAGUUGGCCAUGUCGAAAUGUUAUUUCGCUGCAACUAUUUAGCUUUAGUUGGUGGUGGGAAAAAGCCGAAAUACCCUCCCAACAAAGUAAUGAUCUGGGAUGACUUGAAGAAGAAGACUGUUAUUGAAAUAGAAUUUUCUACAGAAGUCAAGGCAGUCAAACUGCGGCGAGAUAGAAUUGUGGUGGUUUUGGACUCCAUGAUUAAGGUGUUCACAUUUACACACAAUCCCCAUCAGUUGCACGUGUUUGAAACCUGCUAUAACCCCAAAGGCCUCUGUGUCCUCUGUCCCAAUAGUAACAACUCCCUUCUGGCCUUCCCGGGCACGCACACGGGCCAUGUGCAGCUUGUGGACCUGGCCAGCACGGAGAAGCCACCCGUGGACAUUCCCGCACAUGAGGGUGUCCUGAGCUGCAUCGCACUCAACCUGCAGGGAACAAGAAUUGCAACUGCAUCUGAGAAAGGGACCCUUAUAAGAAUAUUUGAUACUUCAUCAGGGCAUUUAAUCCAGGAACUGCGAAGAGGAUCUCAAGCAGCCAAUAUAUACUGCAUUAACUUCAAUCAGGAUGCGUCCCUCAUCUGCGUAUCCAGCGACCACGGCACAGUGCACAUUUUUGCAGCUGAAGAUCCAAAAAGGAAUAAACAGUCCAGUUUGGCCUCAGCGAGUUUCCUUCCAAAAUACUUCAGUUCCAAAUGGAGUUUCUCCAAGUUUCAGGUUCCCUCGGGCUCUCCGUGCAUUUGUGCCUUUGGAACAGAGCCAAACGCCGUCAUUGCGAUCUGCGCGGACGGCAGCUACUACAAAUUCCUGUUCAACCCCAAGGGGGAGUGCAUCCGAGACGUCUACGCGCAGUUUCUAGAAAUGACCGAUGACAAGCUGUGACUCCUGGCCGGGAGCGCCACAGCACCCACCGCCUGUCACCUUCAGGCUCUCGGGGCUGGUGCCAGCGCCCCAGGGGCCUCCUGGGCCACGGGCUGGAGGGGCUGCCCAGGGACUUGGUCUUGAAGCCAUACGUGGUUGUCUGCUUUCCUGAGGACUCCCAUUUCCAGUAUUAAAGAGAGAAUCGUCGUCAAGGCACCGUAGGUACUCAGUGGCUGCUCCCAUGAGUUCAGCUGUGACGUUCGCUUCAGCAGCUCCACCACAUCCUCACCUGACGGGGGCUCCACACAGACCUGGGGACUGGGCCGAGGGAGGACAAGUUCAAGUGUGUUUUUGCAACAGAUUCCAUCAUUCUGAGUCUGCUGUGGGGAGUGAACAAGUGUGUAAAUGUAAGUUCUUACAUUGUCAGCAGAUUUAAAUAGAACACCAGCAGCUUGCCUUAGAAAAGGAGAAUUCCUUCUCCCGUCGGACAUGAAAAAUGACCUGUAGAGAGAACACGGUGUGAAUGUUUCCCUCGUGCGAGCCCAGCCCGUGGUCUUCUCCCUGCCGCAGCGUGGUCAUCUGUGGCUGUGUGUGGCGUCCCCGUCUCUGUUGGCGCCAUUAGAACGAGGCAAACACCAGGCCCACCCUAGACGCCGAGCAGUCAGUCCUGGGGCGCGUGUGGGAUGGGGACUCCGCAGGGGGGUGUCCUGGUUACAUUCUGGGUGAAAUGUUUCCCAGUUACGUGUAGGGAACGGUGACGCACAGACUUUGAACGUUCGUUACGGGGAAAGCAUCCUUGAACUUCGGGGUCGUCUGGUCUCUCAGCCCCACCAUCUCCCCUCCCCUCAUUUAUGAGAAUAGCCACACACUAACAUUUUGGGAAGGAAAGGCACAGAGCUUCUUUUUAACAUCUGGUAACUAAAACAGGUUAUGGGCUCUACAUUGUCCGCUACUUGGGGUAUAUAUUUACUUUUCUUAAAUUCCCUUUAAAGAAACUUUAUUUUAUGGUUUUGAUUUCAGAUUGCAAACAUAUAAAACCUGCACAGCAGCAAGUUCUCGGUUUGCCGGUUGCUUUAUUGUUACUGUCAUGUAAUCAACUAACUUUGUAUGUGGAUUUUGAUGUAAAGUAUGCAUGUUACUUUUAUGUGUAUUUAAUCAUGAAGUUUAAUUUUGCACACUUAUUUGUAAUGUUUCUUUUAAAUAAAAGUGACUAAUUUUGUUGUACUCUGG